UGCUGUAUGUCUUAGACAGUGCUUUUCAUUUCAAAACAACUAUUUUUGUGUGUUUCCCAAGAUUCCAGUGACGAGGAGGUUCGUCUGAGUUUCAUCAUCUACCAGAAUAGCCGCUUGUUCCAGUCCAACCAGACGGCAUCUUCCUCAUCUAAAACCAGGGUCAACAGCAGGAUCAUUGCCAGCAGAGUCACUGGGUUCGAGUUCAAGAAUCUAUCAAACCCAGUAGUGACAAGAUACCUUCCUAUCGUUCAAAACAGUACAAACCGCACAGUGGACAACAUCAGGUGUGUAUUCUGGAAUUUUCAAGCUGAAGGAGGGGCUGGUGCCUGGUCAACAGAGGGGUGCGACUUUGUCGGGAUGGAAAAUGGCAGAGUCGUGUGCGAGUGCAACCAUCUUACUAAUUUCGCUGUUUUGAUGGACAUCUAUGGAGACCUGCACAGCUUUGCCCUGGAUGUGAUCAGUAAGGUUGGGAUUGCUCUGUCCAUCACAGGUCUCAUCCUUACUCUCAUCACCUACAUGAUAUUUAAAGAACUACGUCAGACAAGACCGCAGCACAUCCUGACCAACCUGUGCAGCGCCUUGCUGGUGACUCUCGUCAUCUUCCUGGCCGGCAUCGACGCCACCAGCUCCUCAGUCGGCUGCACGGUGGUGACGUUCCUGCUGCACUACUUCCUACUGGCGGUGUUCAUGUGGAUGGCCGUGGAAGCCUUCAACAUGUACCUGGCCUUCGUUAUAGUCUUGGGGGCUCACGUUUCCAGGUUUAUGCUCAAGGCAGCCAUAUUUGCGUGGGGUCUUCCCCUUGUCAUUGUCAUCGUCACAUUGGCUGUGGAUAUUCCCAACACCUACCCUGACGAGCAAGAGACCUACAGGAGCUCAGAAUUGUAA
Molecule: messenger RNA, 885 nt
Organism: Branchiostoma floridae (Florida lancelet)
Lineage: Eukaryota; Metazoa; Chordata; Leptocardii; Amphioxiformes; Branchiostomatidae
Product: adhesion G-protein coupled receptor G2-like
Exons: 5
Coding region: 358-885 (175 amino acids)
Biological process (GO): cell surface receptor signaling pathway; G protein-coupled receptor signaling pathway
Cellular component (GO): membrane
Molecular function (GO): G protein-coupled receptor activity
Source: RefSeq, a predicted model, not a curated record